AUGGGAAACAUCAGUUGCCACAAGAGGACCAAAAUGCCCAAACAGGCCAAGGAGAAGCCACUAGACGUGGAUACGGCCUGGCAGAAGCAGGACUUUUCCAGCAACUACUCGAAGAAGAAGAAAUCAAUCGUGGUCCUGAACACUCGGCUGGCUGGGACCAAGAUCGUGAUUGUUUCCCUGGACAAGCGGCAGCCGCGAGCUGAGGCAACAGCAGACCCCGGUGCGCGGGCCAGGAAGUCCGCGGAGGACGCGACCCACCCUCCGAGGGGCAGCCCAGUGCCGCCGCCCAUGCUGCGAGGAGCCGGCGACAGCGGGGAGCGGCGCGAGGGAGCGCGUGCCCGGGAGAUGAAAAAGAUCCUGCUUUUGCUGCUGCUGCAGGACACGCGGCUGCAGGGGGAGGGGCGCCGCACAGCUGGGGGCGGAGCUGGGGCCAGCACUGGCUCCGGCAACGCAACCAACGCCGAGCAGAGUUGGCAGCGGCUGUAUACGCGCCUGCUGAGCGAAAGCCAGGACGACUGGGCAGAGGAGCAGCCGCGCAAGAGGCGCCGCGGCCCACAUCGGCGGCCCUGA
This is a messenger RNA of Chrysochloris asiatica (Cape golden mole), 570 nucleotides long. RefSeq names its product chromosome unknown open reading frame, human C20orf144 (gene CUNH20orf144). The record is from RefSeq and is a predicted model, not a curated record. The transcript is spliced from 3 exons. NCBI's taxonomy places the organism in Eukaryota, Metazoa, Chordata, Mammalia, Afrosoricida, Chrysochloridae. Bases 1 to 570 code for a protein of 189 amino acids.